UCUUCGGUUCUGCUGCCUGUGUCUUCUCGUUUAUGGUAUACAGUGCUCUAUCAAAGGGGGGAGGAAACCCAGGAAAGGAAAGAAAAAUUAAGAAAAAAUGGCAGCUCUAGCUCGUCUAUCUCGAAAGGUUUUAUGCAGCAGUCUCUCAUCUCCAUCUCGAUCUCUUUCAGCCUUUCGUGGUCUUUCCACUGAAGCGGCGAAAGUGUCAGCGACUGCAAUAUCGACUGAUAGAGUAAAAUGGGACUAUAGAGGGCAAAGGAAAAUAAUCCCGUUAGGGCAAUGGCUUCCCAAGAUUGCCGUCGAUGCGUACGUCGCCCCAAAUGUUGUUCUCGCUGGCCAAGUCACGGUUGGCGACGGAUCUUCCGUUUGGAACGGAUCGGUUCUUCGUGGUGAUCUCAACAAAAUUACUAUUGGGUUCUGCUCCAAUGUGCAGGAGCGCUGCGUUCUCCACGCCGCUUGGUCGUCUCCCACAGGACUGCCAGCAGAAACAACUAUUGAAAGAUUUGUGACAAUUGGAGCUUAUAGUCUUUUACGGUCCUGCACAAUUGAGCCAGAGUGUAUCAUCGGGCAGCACUCCAUACUCAUGGAAGGCUCAUUGGUGGAGACACAUUCUAUCCUUGAAGCUGGUUCCGUACUUCCCCCAGGCAGGAGAAUUCCAACUGGUGAACUGUGGGCUGGGAACCCUGCUAGGUUUGUUAGAAGUCUGACCCAUGAAGAGACCUUGGAGAUUCCUAAACUCGCAGUCGCAAUCAAUGAUCUGAGCAAAAGCCACUUUUCAGAGUUCCUUCCUUAUUCUACAGCGUAUUUAGAAGUUGAGAAGCUAAAGAAGUCUUUUGGGAUCUCUAUCUGAAGGUUUUUUUUGUUUGGCUUUGUGUAGACUUGAGUUAGAGGUGCCUUUCGAGGAAAUAAAGGUCUUCAAGACUUGCUAUUCAAACUUUUGAAUUUUUUUACUUUUG
Messenger RNA from Telopea speciosissima, 956 nucleotides. RefSeq names its product gamma carbonic anhydrase-like 1, mitochondrial. NCBI's taxonomy places the organism in Eukaryota, Viridiplantae, Streptophyta, Magnoliopsida, Proteales, Proteaceae. The record is from RefSeq and is a predicted model, not a curated record. Bases 98 to 850 code for a protein of 250 amino acids. The transcript is spliced from 2 exons.